This is a messenger RNA of Saccoglossus kowalevskii, 722 nucleotides long. RefSeq lists its product as uncharacterized. Gene Ontology annotation, molecular function: galactosylceramide sulfotransferase activity. Gene Ontology annotation, biological process: glycolipid biosynthetic process. Gene Ontology annotation, cellular component: membrane. NCBI's taxonomy places the organism in Eukaryota, Metazoa, Hemichordata, Enteropneusta, Harrimaniidae. The record is from RefSeq and is a predicted model, not a curated record.
UUCAACAGCCAAGCGAUGAUGGCGGACAAGACUACUGGAUCACGGGAAGGUACCUAUCUGGCAGCGGACGUGUCACCCGGCAGCAAAGCAGUUACGAUGUACACCCGUUUACUGUUACCAGGCCAGCAUCCCGGAAGCUAUAAACUCACCUUUCAUUUUGUGAUUCCAAGCGCAACAAAGAAAGCAUGCAGAACAUCAGACGCAUCUCUUCGCGUAUUUGUACUGUAUACCCUACCCAGUGCCAAUGAUGCCUCUAAAAUCACGUCCAACGUCGAAUGGAAGUCGUUAUCAUCAUUAUGCAAUACUGGUGGUAUGAAUUCAUUUGAUGCAUGUAGUACACUGUGGUACAUUGAUUCGACUAUGGACACACACUAUGGCAAUAACUGGAAUCACGUAAUGAUAAACGUCACGAAUAAAUUUGACCACAAGAUUGUUUUCGAAGCACGUCGACACAGCUUUCCCAGUGAGCACUGCACUGACUUUGGAAUAGAUGACAUUUCCAUCACACCUUACAGUACAUGAACUUUGUCGGCAUGAUUUGUAAUUGUUUUUAUUUCUAAAUAUAACAUUCGACACUACACAUAUAAACCAGAUUUUUUUCGACACUAGUGAACAGAUAUAGACAGGAUUUUCAAUACGAGUUAAGUUGUUUUGGUGUCUUUUUAAUUUAACACAUGGCACAUCAUUGUUUUAGAAUUAAAGCUUUACUUGAUUGAUAUCAU